AGAGGGCGCUGUUUCAUCAUGCUGAUAUCAGAAGUUUAAGGUAGCAGCCUGUAGUCAUGUAUCUUCUUUUUUCUUUUUUUUUUUGGUAUGACGCCAUACACACUGAGAUAGUCAACACACUGCAGAUUUGUGACACGUGCUGUGUGAGCGUCUCUCUCUAGAGGGCACAAGAGACUCAAACAUGAAACUCAGGCGUUGGAUGAAGAUACAUUUUUGCCCCACCGGAGUCUCCUCUGUAACCCCGGCUCUCCCCGAUGUGAUCCGCGCUGAACGCCGUCGCCGCCAGCCACCAUGUCUCGCCGCAAGCAAGGCAAACCCCAGCACUUAAGCAAGCGGGAUUUUUCGCCAGCCGAGCCUCUCUCUACGGCCGUCGUCUCAUCCGAGGAGCUGUCGGAGCGCUGCUCGGAGCGCUGCUCGGAGCACUCAGAGGAGAGCAGCACGUUCAAUGGGCACCACCCAGGUUCGACCGUGGGCCGGCUGGCCCGGCUGGGUCACGACCCCUCUCACCCCUCCCUGGAGCAGGACCUGCUGACCUGCGGCCAGUGCCAGGCCACCUUCCCCCUGGCGGACAUCCUGCUCUUCAUUGAGCACAAGAGGAAGCGAUGCCACGGGCCGCCCUGUCUGACUGUAGGCAGGGGGCUGGACAAGCCCCCCUCGCCCUCCCCUGGCCUUGCCCUCACCCCCUCGCCUGCUUUGGGCUCUCUACGCAGCAGAAGGCCUGUGGAGGUGGGCGUCCAGGCCACGAUGGCAGAUGAUGAGGACCGGUUCUGUUCGCCCCGGGGGAUUUUUCCCAAACUGGAGCCCCUCCCAGGUAAGGAGGAGCCGACCACCUACACCUGCACUACAUGUAAGCAGCCGUACGGCAGCGCCUGGUUCUUGCUGCAGCAUGCUCAGAACACCCACGGCUUCCGUAUCUACUUGGAGAGUGAUCAUGGCAGCCCUCUCACCCCACGCAUGGGUGGGCCUUCCUCCAUGGGAGGUGGAGCAGACUGCCCCUCUCAGCCUCCCCUUCAUGGCCUCCAUCUGCCUCCUGAUGCAAGCCCCUUCAACCUCCUCCGCAUCCCCGGCUCGGGCUCAGGUGGAAGAGACAGUGUUGGAAUAGGGGGUGGAAUUGGAAUUGGUGCCAGUGGCCAUGGUGGGGGCCAUCAUCAGCGUUUCCCUCCCACGCCACCCCUCUUCAGCCCCCCUCCAAGGAACCACCUGGACCCCCACCACCUGAGCCCAGAGGAGCUGGCGCUGGCAGCCCACCACCCGAGUGCCUUUGACAGGGUGCUGCGCCUCAAUCCUCCUCUGCCCCUGGACCCCCCUCCGGCGAUGGACUUCUCACGGCGGCUAAGGGAGUUAGCGGGCAACACCUCAGGGUCCACUCCUCCACUAUCCCCUAGUCGGCCUAGCCCCAUGCAGCGCUUGCUCCAGCCAUUCCAAACAGGAGGAGGAAGUGGAAGCGCAGGAGGUGCAGGGGGUAGUAAACCUCCAUACCUUGCCACACCACCCCCUCUUCCAGGGUCCAUGCAGUCACCAGUGGGUUCUCAGACUACUCCUACAACCCCUCUCCCCUCGGCAGGGGCAACACCCUCCUCCACCACCCCCCUGAAAUCAAAGUGUUGUGAGUUUUGUGGUAAGGCCUUCAAGUUUCAGAGUAAUCUAAUAGUGCACCGACGCAGCCACACAGGAGAGAAGCCGUACAAAUGUCACCUGUGUGACCAUGCAUGUACACAAGCUAGCAAACUGAAACGUCACAUGAAGACACACAUGCACAAGUCCUCCUCGCCAAACACAGGCAAGUCAGAAGACGGGCUCUCAACAGCCUCCUCUCCAGAGCCGGGAACCAGUGAGCACUUAGGCAGCGCUAGCAAUGCUCUUAAGUCAGUGGUGGCCAAGCUGAAAAGUGAGAAUAACCGCAGGCUACGUGAGAAUGGGGAAGAGGAGGAGGAGGAAGAGGAGGAAGAAGAGGAAGAGGAGGAGGAAGAAGAGGAGGAGGAGGAAGAAGAGGAGGUAGAGGAGGAGGAAGAACAGAACGGAGAGAGGGCAGUCAGAAGAACCAACAACAGCUAUCACUUUGGUUUGAACCUUGAAGCACCACGCCAGCAUGAAAACAACGGCGGUUUGGGAAGCCGACUUGGAGGAGUUGCUGAUGAGGGGUCGAUCCCUCGCUCUCUGCCCGAGGUGAUGCAGGGGAUGGGGCUCGCAGCGAGCAUGCAGCACUUCAGCGAAGCCCUCAGUGCACACAAAAGGAAUGCCAUGGCCCAGGAGAACCACUUACACCACCACCUCAAUCGAGACCAUCACCACAAUCGUGACAUGUGUGAUGGAAAUUCAGUUUUGGACACUGAUCGUGGGGAGGAGGGCUCUGUCUCCGCAGUUAACGGACGGGGGGCAUCACCCAAUGAAUCUGCCUCAGUUGGCCUCUCUAAGAAACUGCUAAUGGGCAGCCCCAGCCCACUCAGUCCUUUUUCCAAACGCAUUAAGCUGGAAAAGGAGUAUGACCUGCCCACUCCCACAAUCCCUAACACGGAGAACGUCUACUCCCAGUGGUUGGCUGGGUACGCCGCCUCACGACAACUCAAGGACCCUUUUCUGAACUUUGGGGAUUCCAGACAAUCGCCCUUUGCCUCUUCAUCCGAGCAUUCUUCAGAGAAUGGCAGUCUGCGUUUCUCAACCCCUCCGGGGGAACUGGACGGCGGGAUGUCAGGCCGCAGCGGUACAGGGAGUGGGGGCAGCACACCACACCUUGGGGGUCAUGGACGGCCCAGCUCCAAGGAAAGCCGCAGGAGCGAUACUUGUGAGUACUGCGGCAAGGUGUUCAAGAACUGCAGUAACCUGACAGUGCACCGGCGCAGCCACACGGGCGAAAGACCAUACAAGUGUGAGCUGUGCAAUUAUGCUUGUGCCCAGAGCUCCAAACUUACUCGCCACAUGAAGACCCACGGUCAGGUGGGCAAAGACGUGUACAAGUGUGAAAUUUGUCAGAUGCCCUUCAGUGUCUACAGUACCUUGGAGAAACACAUGAAAAAAUGGCACAGUGACCGUCCUUUGAGUACCGAGAUAAAAUCAGAGUAGAAGGCCGAACAAUGGGACCUUUUUCCCCACAGCUAUGUCCGCCAUUAGUCCCCUGUUUAUUCCCAGCCCCUUGUAGAUUUGCCCCAACCCCAAACACUCCACUUUCGCCAGUCUGGUGGAAGCUUAAGACCAUGUGCUCUGCACCAGCACACCCCGUUUCCAUUACCCAUUGAAUGCAUGAUCUGUAUCGGGGCAAUACUCUUGCAUUGACGCAAAACUUCGAGCCUUUCUCUUGUGCAAUAAUUUACAUGUUGUGUACUAUUUUCUUUUAUGAGUUUUCUUUUUCCAUUUUUAAGAAUUAGUCAGCAUGCAUAGUAUGUUUUUGCUAAUCAAAAAAAGAAAAGAACUUGUCCCUGGUUGGUUAGUUGUUGAGUAAAUGUGUUGCUGUUUUUCUCUUGUUCAGUUUUUUCUUUUUAUUCUUCAAAAAGAGAAAAGACAAGAAAGAUACAUCCAUGCUGCAUACAUUCUGUAACACAUAUCAUGUACAGUUUUGUUUUGUAACAUGGAAAGUGAACAGUCUUUGAUUUGACCCUCUUCUUACAACCCUGGAAAUGCACUUAUCUUGAUCUUUCUAAAAGAUGCCAUGUUCACACAGGGUUUUAAAAUAUCAUGCAUUGGCUUGACGAUAAAAAGUAAUGACAGCCUUCAAAUUUCUUUCUAAAAGACAAGGGUGUGCUGAGAUUUCAAUUUGUACUAUCAUUUGGUAGAAUAAAAAAAGAGUGCCUUUGAUAUCUCUAGACUGCAUUGGCCAUAAUCUUAUCUGGUAUAAGCUUGGGGUCACAUUAAGAUAAAGCUAGAAGGUUGAAGCCACCCAGGAAAGGUCCUUGCAUCAAGCACCUGACCGCUCAAAUGGACUGUGACAACUCAUGAUGAAAGGUCAGAGAGGUCUUAUUAAUCAUCAUUUAGCUACCUAUUACAUGUUCAAUAGGCUAUCUUUACUAUGUGGAUUUCAUGGCAAGCAUGGUACAAGCAGUAUUGUGUAUAUCUGAAUUAUUUGUAGUUUUGUUUCUGGUAAGGAGGUACUUUUGAGAUAAAGGUAAUCUGUAAUGUACAAUCCUGAACUUGAGGGAUACGGCGCAUGGCUGAGAAGUGUCAUGUAUCUGCAUUAGCACAAACCUACAACGCUGCUUCAAUAUGUCAGUGUGUGGAACAAUGCAUAAAGUAAUAUAUGAGCCUCAAGCGGGGCUAUCUUUAUUUGAGAGCAUUGAAAUAACUACAAGCUAGACAGACAGAAAGCUACACAGAACUGGAAGCUAAGUAUGUAUUAAGGGGAUCAGAGGCAAUCUCUUUCACUUUCUACUAUCAAAACAGGGUCAUUAGCUACGAACUGCAGAAUAAAAGAAAGAUUGCAAAAAUGAUCUGAAUUCCAGGGCUCUUAAAAAGAGUGAUGAUUAUAAUCAGUAUGCAUAGGCUAAUGCAGGGCACAUUUUUGUUUGCUUUUUAACCCUAAAGUUUUUCGUUUUUUUUUCUCUUCUUGAGUUUCAUAAAGCCGAUCAUAGUAAAGCUCUUGUCUCUGCCUGAAAGGAAGUACCAACAUCUUUCUUGCAUAUUCCCCACACUGAUGCAACGUUGGUACAUGUGUUAAGUUUAAAAGCUAUAUUGUCAUUUAUAGGACAUGAAGUGCACUGUUUCAAUUUUCCCAGUUUACAAGUUUACGCUGAAAGGGAAAACGUUGUUGUAAUGCUGUCAGAGGACGAGGUCCCAUUGUUAAAAGCAGUAAAAGAUGAGACACAUAAUCUGUUGCCAGCAACUCCAGCCUCAUGAACCUUGACCUUUGUACCCCUGCCGUUUCACCUUUGACCAUUUGUCAAUUUGUUACCCCUAAAAACUCCCGGCGCUGAGCCUGGGCUGAAAAUUCACCCUGUCUGCAAGGGCUGUAAAUUAGAAGGUUUAGUUACAUAAGUAACCACUGCUCCUACAGGGUGCAGCUCCCAUUGGCCACAGCCGCACCAAACAUCCACAUUUCUGAAGCAGCUGUAUCGUAACUUUGUUGUCAUCGACACCUGAAUAAUCUAUAGACCUUGCAGGCUAGACAACAGACCCCCAAUUGUUGUUGCUUACACUUCAAAAAUCUGUUUUUGUAUAAAUCUUCCUUUAAUUCAAGAUAUGAAAAUAAACAUUUUUGCAAAUAA
Molecule: messenger RNA, 5192 nt
Organism: Notolabrus celidotus (New Zealand spotty)
Lineage: Eukaryota; Metazoa; Chordata; Actinopteri; Labriformes; Labridae
Gene: bcl11aa
Product: BAF chromatin remodeling complex subunit BCL11A a
Exons: 5
Coding region: 292-3060 (922 amino acids)
Biological process (GO): negative regulation of dendrite development; regulation of transcription by RNA polymerase II
Cellular component (GO): nucleus
Molecular function (GO): RNA polymerase II cis-regulatory region sequence-specific DNA binding; DNA-binding transcription factor activity
Source: RefSeq, a predicted model, not a curated record